CUAUGUCUUUCCGCCACUGCAACUUAUGCGAGCUAUCGGAAAAUGGCUACCAUACUUGACUCGCUCUUGCCCCCGAGUCGACCCACCCUUCCAACUCGCUUCUCAACGCCACUCCCUUCUUCUGCUCCGUGUUUUUGCACUCGCAGAAACCAAUCGGAGUGGAAUGGCAUUGAUUUUAUCAUGUAUCUUCUCAGAAGUUGGUUUACAUCAUCUAAUUGCAUCUGCUGAACCAUCAUCAGUUGGGUUCCUAGAGUACAUAGAUACAUUUGAUGGGUAUUCAUUGAAGUACCCUCAGAACUGGAUUCAAGUUCGAGGUACUGGAGCUGAUAUAUUCUUCAGGGACCCUUAUGUUCUUGAUGAAAAUCUCUCAGUUGAAAUGCCCUCUCCUUCAUCUUCCAGGUAUAAGACGGUUGAAGAUUUGGGUCCUCCCGAAGAAGCUGGAAAGAAAGUACUUGAGCAGUACUUGACAGAGUUCAUGUCGACGAGGCUUGGUGUUCGGCGUGAAUCAAAUACACUUUCAACUUCCUCGAGAGUUACUGAUGAUGGGAAGCUAUAUUAUCGACGUCUGGGGAUGCAUGUAUAAUGUGUGGGAUUAUGGUUUUGGUUAGGUGAACAUAAAGUCGUACGGAAACACCAAUGAACUCGCUGUGAUGCAACAAGACAGAGUACCUAGAUUGGAAUGGAACCGGCGGUACCUUUCGGUUUUUGGAGUUGAGAACAACAGAUUAUAUGAGUUGAGAUUACAAACACCUGAAAGUGUAUUUGUAGAAGAAGAAAAUGAUCUGCUGCAAGUUAUGGAUUCUUUUAGAGUCAACAAGGUGGCUGGCUGAUCAGUUUUUAACUUGAGAAUUCCCCUUCUUUUCAUUUGUUUUCUUGGGCUGAGGUUUUUGUUCCUUUUUCUUUUUUCGUAGGACUACUUUUUGUUUCAGUGAAGCAUACUUAUUUCAAUUUGGGUUAUCAUG
Hibiscus syriacus is the source of this 962-nucleotide messenger RNA. Its product is annotated as psbP domain-containing protein 1, chloroplastic-like. Lineage: Eukaryota; Viridiplantae; Streptophyta; Magnoliopsida; Malvales; Malvaceae. Gene Ontology annotation, biological process: photosynthesis. Gene Ontology annotation, cellular component: photosystem II oxygen evolving complex; extrinsic component of membrane; photosystem II. The record is from RefSeq and is a predicted model, not a curated record. The transcript has 2 exons. Gene Ontology annotation, molecular function: calcium ion binding. Bases 26 to 583 code for a protein of 185 amino acids.